This is a messenger RNA of Prorocentrum cordatum, 4382 nucleotides long. Lineage: Eukaryota; Dinophyceae; Prorocentrales; Prorocentraceae. The record is from the annotation of a GenBank genome assembly.
UGGCCGCCAGACGCAGCAGCAGAUCAACACAAGACAGCAGCUUGCGCAGCAGCUCAACCAGCCUGACCCAGGCAGGCUGAACGAUGAAGGUGCAGCCAAGGACCAGCAGCAGGCCCUCCUCGCAGACCUGCACGCCAUAGCAGAGGGCGCCCUCGUGGACCCAGGGACGAUCAGCAGGGUAGCAGAGGAGGUAACGAGCAUGGCCAAGCUACUCACAAAGGCGGUGAAGAAGGCGUACAUCCACUGGGUGCAUGACGCCACGGCUGGCAGUGCGAAGAUGGCCCACGCCUACACCAAAGCAGCGGAGCGCAGCCAUCUGGAGGACAUCCUAGAGCACGAGGGCCAGGUCAUCAACCACCCGCAGCAGCUGGUGGACUUGCGCAAAGAAGCAUGGCAACGCAGGUGGACACGAGAUGCGCAGAAGGCCGAGAGGAUCCAAGAGGCGCUGGUCAAGCUGAGGCAGGCUGCCCUGGCCCAAGAGAAUGCCCUCGAGCCCAUCAGCAAGGACAUCAUAGGCUCCAUCAUCCAGCACCUGAAGAGCAAUGCAGGCCAAGGAGCGGACUGGUGGAGGGCUCCAGAGCUCAAGGCCAUGGGAGCCCAGGGGCUGGAAGAUUUCGUGCAAUGCCUGACCAGCUGUGAGCAACGGGCAGCCUGGCCGUGGCAAUUCUACCUGGUGCUGGAGCUGCUGCUGGGUAAGAAGCCAGGAAUCGGGGGAGAGCGCCCCAUCGGCCUCAUGCCCAUGCCGUACCGCAUCUGGAGCGCAGCCAGGAGGCCCAUAGUAGCCACCUGGAGCAAGGCAGCGGCGGGCUUCUGGGAUACGGCAGUAGCUGGCUCCUCAGCGCUACGAGUGGCAAUGCACAGACUUAUGAGGGCAGAAGCCGCCACGGAGAUGGGCUUUCAUGCAGCAGGAGUGUUCUACGACGCGGCAAACUUCUACGACAACAUAGGCCUCGACCAGCUGAUCGAGAAGGCCAGUGCCCUCCAGUACCCGUUGCUGCCGCUGGCAAUGGCCGUGCAGAUGUACCUUGCGCCCAGGGCCAUCAUGGCCCACAGCCUCUUCUCGGACAUCUUUGAGCCUGCCAACAGCAUGGUAGCAGGCUGUGGCCAAGCGGUAGACCUCACCAGACCGCUCUUGUAUGGAAUCCUGGAUGCAGCGCACAGGCACCAUAUCUUCGUCGUCAUGCAGCAGUACCUGGACGACUUGGCCCUGCAGGUAGAGGGCGCGCGGCGGCAGGUCAUUGACCAGAUCAAGCACGUGGCGGCGCUGGUGCACGAUGGUUUCAAGCAGCUCGCGACCCCCAUCUCAGUCAAGACGGCAGUGGUGGCCUCGGACAAGGACCUCCAGGCAGAAGUCGCCAGCAUCCUGGACAGCCCGGGCACCCCCAACAAGCAACCAGGGGUAGUGCGCGACCUCGGCGUGGACACCAGCCUUGGGAAGCAACUGCGGCGACCCACCCAUGCCGCGCGCCAGGCCAAGGCCAAGCAGAGGGUGGCCAAGCUCAGGGACCUGGCGAAGACGGACGCCAGAGGCGCGGCAAAGGUCUAUGCAGCAGGUGCCUACUGCCAGCAGGCUUGGGACUUACCAGCGCACGGCAUCACGCCCACGGAGGCGAAGUUGGUCAGGGCAACGGAGGCAGCGCUCCUCACAGGCGGACACAAGGCUGGACGCUGCACGUCCACCAUCCUCCUGAUCCAGAGGGGUAUGCAAGAGGCAGUAACCCGAGCCAUCGGCGACCAGAUCAAGCAGUUCUGGCUCACCGUAGUCGACCACCCGACGGAGCUCAAGAGGUACCAGAGGGGCUGGCUCCUGCUCUACGCCAAGCUGGGAGGCGACCUCUAUCAGCUGCAGCGCCACCUGAGCAGAAGGAGGCGUAAAGGACAGCAUGCAGAGGCAGCAAUGCUGGAGACCAUAGCGGUGGCAGGCAUCUGGACCAGGGAGCGUCGCAGGGCGGCCAACCUCAACCAAGAAGGCGAUGACACCUGCGCGAGAUGCGGCGAGGCGAUAGAGACAGAGGAACACCGCUACUACGCCUGCCCUGCCAACGCAGAAAUAGGGCACAGCAAUGACACCGACCUGGCGAAGAAGGCGAAGGACGCGCUGGACCAGCGGCAGGACCUGCAUUUCUGGCUCCGAGGCAUCCCGCCAGCGGCCUGGGCAGCCAAGGUCGACCCAGACGAGGACGCGGCGAAGGCGGCGCAGAUCUUCUGCACCAGUGAAGAGGCACAAGCUGCAGCCCAGUCAGGGCACAAGGAAGUGGCUGCCUGGUACGGCACAAUCAGGGCACCGCACACGGUGCCACGGGCAGAGCUCGCCGCCAUGAGCAAAGCCAUCGGGUACACCACGGCGGCGACAGUCAGGGGGCUAAACAUAGUCAGCGAUUGCAAAUACGCCCUGGACGCACUCAAGCAGAUCCAGGACCCUGAGGAUCUGGACUACAGGAGCACGAACUACGACCUCUGGCUCCAGACGAAGCAGCAGCUACAGAACAGCACGGACACCAUCAUGGGCCACCACAUCCCGAGCCACCUUAUUGAGCACCCAACAGAGCUGGAGAGGUGGAAUGGUCCCACCUGGUGGGUCAUAGGUAACGAGAUGGCAGAUAAGUGCGCAGGCUGGGGGGCGGAGCACGGAGCACUGGAUCCAGCUAUCAUCGUGCAGCAGCAGAUCAGAGACCAGAUCACCGUGGCGGUGCAGAACAGGCUGCUGGCCAUCAACAUGGCGGUGAUGGUGGAGGACCCCAACAAGGCCCCUCAGCGUCCCAAGGCCAAGCGGCGAAAGCCGCAGACGGCGAGGGACAGGGCAGCCCAGCAGGGACACGACCUGCGGAAACUACAUCCGCGAUGGUGGUGUGCAACGUGCCGCAGUGGCCCAGCCAAAGGACAAAGCAUCAGAGACUGGUUGGCAGAGACGGGAAAAUGCCUCGGGAAGUACGGCGGCCACCAGGACCAGCACGGCAACGUCAGGCUCGACUUCAAGGCGGUGCAGAUCGGCACGCAGGUGGUGCACGGCUCCCACAAGACGCAGUGCACCCAUGGCUGGCUCUGGUGCGAGAAAUGUGGCGGCACCAGCUACCUUGGGGACCACAAGAGCAGGAUCGUGGCAGGAGUGGCAAGGAAGCUGGCAAGGCCAUGUCAGCCCCCAACAGCAGCAGGGCGGCGAGUCUUGGAGGACAUGCAGAGGGGCAAGCUGCCUAGAGGAGCUAAGCCAGCAGCAGACCCAGCUGAUGAGGGUCUCGACGAGAUCACCAUGCCAGGUGCUUCAAGCUCGGUGAGCAACCACGAGGUGAUCGAUCUGGACGGGGACAGCUCAGAGGCAGGGGACCCGCAGCCAGCUCCGCAGCAGCCACCCAGCCAUCCGUACUCUGUCGUCCACGCCAGCUUGAGGCUCGUCGACCACAUGGAGGGCUACGCAGAGCUGUGGAUGAACAUGGUCGACCAAGAGGUCUGGGACGACAUGGGCGACUGGAUGGAGCACUGCGUACCGUACCUCUUGGCCAUCACCAAUGUGGGUGGCAGAACGGGCACGCAAGAGCAGACCAGGGCCGUCACCGUGCAGGAGAUCCAGCAGAUAAAGGACUUCUGCGAAGAAGUCUGGCGCAACACGCACCGCACGCGACGGAGGCUCAUGACCAGGGUGCUUACCCUCCCGCAUGGCACGUGGCAGCAGGCAGCUAGAGUGCACAUGGACGCCUUCCACAACAGAAGGAACAACAUCAUAACGCACAGCAUCCCCAGCAGUGAGCGCAGGCCGCUGCCGAGAACAGCGGAGGCCAGCCGAGAGUGGUCACCGGAGAACCUGGACGAUGAUGACUCGACCCCAGACAGUGAAGCCCCAGAGCUGGAGGGUGAGCCGAGCAGCCAGGAGAUGGAGACCAUGGCGGGACCUGAUCAGAGGCACGACGCCAACAGCCUGAUGCAGGCGGCAGUGCAGGUGGCAGUAACGCUGACCAAGCCAGUGGGGCCCGACCUGAUGAAGUUCGUGAGCGAAGCUGACGAGGCCGGCUUGCUCCACCCAAGGCUUCGACACAACAAAGGAGAAGCCGACCAGGACCCCGAGCAGGAGGUGGCGUGGCUCGAGAGGAACAGGCUCGAGCAGCUCAUGCAGUCGCUGGCAGGCUGUUGGAGCCAGAAAGAGGGCGAGCUGGGCUGGCCAUCGUGGCAGGCCGCGUGCGUGCCCCAUGUGAUGAGGGCGCUGCAGACUGGCGUCUAUCAGAGGCUUUUCAGCCACGUGUCAGGGACGAGCCGCCAGCGCAGCCAGCGCCGAGCGGCGGAGGAGAUCUGCCGCCUGGCAUGGCUCAACAGCGGAGAGGAGCGCAGACAGAUCCAGCAGCAGGACCCGAAGGAGGCAGAGCGGCGCAGAGCAACGGCUGAGCAGAUCCUGG